CAGAUAACAUAGUAGGUAAACACAGAAACAUUACGUACGUCGCCGUGUAAACUCAUACUUCCUGAUUGACUAGUUUAGGUUUUAGAAAGGGUGAAAGUCAGUAUUUAAAGAGCAAAAACGUAUAAGUUCCGAAGCAUUUUUAUUUUAACUCUAGAGUGUCGUAAAUUUACUUCCGGGAACCAUGAUGGCGAAAAGUUUUGCAUCUGCAAGUAAGGAGAACAAAGUAACCACGGUCGCAGGAGAUGACAUUAGGUCGAUUACCAUAUCAAAACCUUUAGAAAGCGACACUUAUCAAAAGAUGGUAAAUGAAAGUAGUGAGGAACAAACAGUUAGAGCUCAAACUUCUACACAAGAUGAUGUAACAAGCUGUUUUAAUGGUACACAUGAGGUACAAGAAUGUCUUAAAGGUCAAUGUGAGGCAGAUCUACACACACACCUGGCAAACUAUAACAAGAUUGCCAAUGCUGCAACUAACACCUCACAACAUUUAGGAACCCAUGAGGUACAGGAAUGUCUGAAAGGCCAAUGUGAGGCAGAUCUACACACACACCUGGCAAACUGUAAGAAAAAUCCUGGCCAUACAGGGUUUAUUCCUGUAAAAAAAGUUUACAAAAGAACAUCUUCCUCCCGGUUACCAGGACAGUGACAUCUAUGACGUCAUUAAAGCUCAAAGUUACCUAACUGUCAGAAUAGCCGUUAAUUUCACCAGUCGAAACAGACCUGAGUUUGUACUCGGAACUAAAGAACCUUAUCCUUGCUACACGACAAGAGGAAAAAGAUUACUGCGAACAGGGACAGGGUCGGUUUGGAAAGUAUCCAUAUCCGAACCGGGAAGCAAGGCUUAUACACUUUGUCCAUGUCCGGAAUGUGAACACUCAGCCAAACCAAAAAAGAAAUGGUUUAAGGUCUUUGUGCAGACAGCCAGACAUGUGAUUUUUGAUUCAGAAGAGGCGAAACAUUCCAGCUGUAGGUUGUGGUUUGAUGAUGAUCAAAGUCCAGUGGUCAAGAUUUAUGGGUGGAGGUCUGGAGGAAUGUCACAUACAGGUCAAGAUUGGAACACUCUUGUAUGUGCCACACAUGAUCAAGAUAUAGCAGAAAGAUUGUUGAAUGUUUUUCGAAUCCGAAUGGAGGUAUGGGGUAAAGUAAACGCAAAAUACGAGAAUCGUAGAGAUGAAGAUAAAUUAGCUAUUGUAAUAUCACAUCCUCAUGGCUGCUCUAAACAGAUCUCUGUAGGUCGAUGGGUAGAGAGGCAGCAAGUAGGUAUGUACAACAAGUACACGUACACAACUUGUACAUGCCCGGGGAGCAGUGGGGCCCCAGUCUACAAGCUAGGGUGGACUGUCCAUCCCCACUGUGGGGCACACGCCGAUGGACCUAACUACAGUACAGCUAUGUGUGAUAUGGAUUUUAGUUUCACUGAAGAGGAAAAAAACCUCAAAUGGCAAGUUGAGACGGGCCCUUCUCUUACGGACGAAAUUUUAGCUUUAACUGAUGACAGCUUACAAUUUAUUAUACGGUAAUAGCUUACAACUCCAAGUCGAAAAUCGUGAGUUCUGAUACACAGGUUUGCGUCUGUAAGUUGUCAACGUCCACAAAUCUCUGAUGAAUACCAUCCUCAAGUUAAGAUAAAAUCGAAGCCGGCUGGGCAUAAUGCUGAUAACAUCAUCUUGUAUGCGAGGUCAUUGAAACAGAUAAACUCUUCUUCAUCUGCCCCAUGUGUCUGAGACACGAACUGGAAAAGAUGAUGAAUAGCGCACUAUUAUAACUGUAAUGUAUUUAAUAACAUAAAAAGCAUCAACGUUUAUUUAUUCUCUAAUUAUAUUCUAAUAUUGAAACACCACAAAAACUAUUAUGUAUUACAUCUCCUUUAUUUACAUACAUUUGUGUCUAGUGUCAUAACAUGGUUACAUGUUAUAAACGUAUUUUUACAGGCUUUCAUUUAACUUGCUUUAUAUGUCUUUUGUCUUAUCGGUUGAAACAGGCGAGCAAAAUUUCGACCAGUUUUAGCGGACCGAUUUAUUUCUAAUUUAGCCAGGGGGUCCAGAUCCAUUGACGAUGCAAUAUGCCAUUAAAUUUAACUAAAUGUGAUGCUUAUUUAAUGUUUUAGAAUUUAUGUUUUCAUUUUAAAAAAUUGUUUCGUUAUUAUACUCACAUUUUUCGUGUUUUCUGUUGCUACUCGAAAACUGUGUUUCAUUAUUAUGUAUUUAAAAAAAAAUUCCCUUUGUUUCAGUGUACCACUAUAUAAAA
Molecule: messenger RNA, 2247 nt
Organism: Physella acuta
Lineage: Eukaryota; Metazoa; Mollusca; Gastropoda; Physidae
Source: RefSeq, a predicted model, not a curated record